CGGCGGCGGGUCUCCUGCGCGGCCGCGGGUCUCCUGCGCGGCCGCGAUGCUGAGCACCCGGGCUCAGGCGGCGAUGACCGCGGCGGACCGGGCCAUCCAGCGCUUCCUGCGGACCGGGGCGGCCGUCAGAUAUAAAGUCAUGAAGAACUGGGGUGUUAUAGGUGGAAUUGCUGCUGCCCUUGCUGCGGGCAUCUAUGUGAUUUGGGGUCCUAUUACAGAAAGAAAGAAGCGUAGAAAAGGGCUGGUGCCUGGCCUUGUCAACUUAGGGAACACCUGCUUCAUGAACUCCCUGCUGCAAGGCCUGUCUGCCUGCCCCACUUUCAUCAAGUGGCUGGAAGAGUUUACCACCCAGUACACCCGGGAUCAGAAGGAGGCCCCCCCCCACCAGUAUUUAUCCUUAACGCUGUUGCACCUCCUCAAAGCUCUGUCCUGCCAAGAAGUCACCGACGAUGAGGUCUUAGACGCAAGCUGCUUGUUGGAUGUCUUAAGAAUGUACAGAUGGCAGAUCUCUUCCUUUGAAGAACAGGAUGCCCACGAGUUAUUCCAUGUCAUUACCUCGUCCCUGGAAGACGAGCGGGACCGACAGCCCCGGGUCACCCAUUUAUUUGAUGUGCAUUCCCUGGAGCAGCCAGAAAUAACUCCUAAACAAAUAACCUGCCGCACAAGAGGCUCACCUCACCCCACAUCCAAUCACUGGAAAUCUCAGCAUCCUUUCCAUGGAAGGCUGACGAGCAACAUGGUCUGCAAACACUGUGAACACCAGAGUCCUGUUCGAUUUGAUACCUUCGACAGCCUUUCACUGAGUAUCCCAGCUGCCACGUGGGGGCAUCCACUGACCCUGGACCACUGCCUUCACCACUUUAUCUCCUCCGAAUCGGUGCGGGACGUCGUAUGUGACAACUGUACGCAGAUCGAAGCCAAAGGGACGUUGAAUGGGGAGAAGGUGGAGCACCAGAGGACCACCUUUGUUAAACAGCUGAAACUAGGCAAGCUCCCCCAGUGUCUGUGCAUCCACCUGCAGCGGCUGAGCUGGUCCAGCCAUGGCACGCCCCUGAAGCGGCAAGAACACGUGCAGUUCAAUGAGUUCCUGAUGAUGGACAUCUACAAGUAUCACCUCCUCGGGCACAAACCUGGGCAGCCGAGCCCCAAGCCCAGCGAGGCCACGGGGCCCACCCAGGACCUGCAGGAUGGGCCAGUCGCCCCCGCCCCAGUUCUGAAUCAGCCUGGGGGCCCCAAACCACAAAUUUUUAUGAAUGGCGCCUGCUCCCCAUCUUUAUUGCCUCCCCUGCCAGCCCAGAUGCCCUUCCCGCUCCCGGUGGUUCCUGACUACAGCUCCUCCACAUACCUCUUCCGGCUGAUGGCAGUUGUGGUCCACCACGGAGACAUGCACUCGGGACACUUUGUGACUUACCGACGGUCCCCGCCAUCAGCCAAGAACCCUCUUUCAACCAGCAACCAGUGGCUGUGGAUCUCUGACGACACGGUCCGCAAGGCCAGCUUGCAGGAGGUCCUGUCCUCCAGUGCCUACCUGCUGUUCUAUGAGCGCGUUCUUUCCAAGAUGCAGCACCAGGGCCGGGAGUACAGGGCAGAAGAAUGACUGCCCUGCCUCAGAGCCGAUGGCAUUGUCCACGCCGGCCAGGAACCAGGCAAGAUCUGACUGUGUGUGUGUGCGCAGACGGCCCCUGCCAGAGCCCUCCGCCUUCUGGGUGUUCUCAGAGCAGGCUCCGUAAAGGAGCCGCUGACCCCAGUUCAAACCAAAUCCGGCCCCCUGAACAGCUCUGCGAGUGUGCACUGGGUGGUGUCCUUGCUGUGCUCCGACAGCAUUCACUCUGUCUACAACGUCUUUUUACUCAUCUGAUACAGGUAAUUAAAUGAAACCCGGUUCCGGAAGCCACCUUUUUUAUAUUCGGCUAUGUUAGGUGUUCUCAGAGGGGAGGUAACUUUGCCUAAUCCUCCAGUCGGUUUCAGCAUAGAUCUUUUAUUUUUAAUAAGCAGGCCCAUAAAAGGUUAAAUUAUUAAAGGCAACAAUUUAGAAGAAAAAGUGCCUUUCCCUUUCGAUUGCUUUUGUAGCACGUCCAUUCUGGAAAAUACACCUUGUCUGAGAGUCCUCGGAACAACUUUUGAAAAGCUCUGCUCCUUCCAAGUUUCUCCACGGAGAGCAACAGGACAGCUAAAAGAUGCCUGAAGAACACCUGCCUUCUCUUUUUGUGGGUCUUUUCUAAUCUUUGGAUUCUUUCUAUGUCAUCAAAGUGCACCUGCCACAUCUGGCCCAUCAGCCCUGAGCUGCUUGCUGCUCGCUUCUGCUGUCAGCACGCUGGCCGGGGGACGUGAUGAUGGUCCGUCAUUGGACUGUGAACAGUGGGCACAGAGCAGUGUCUGCGCCAACCACUCUGGACAAAGCCUGUUUUUACACGAAGCCUCCCCGCAUGGGCCAGAUGGACAGUUACCCUGAAUUCUGUUGCCCCUGCAGUGUUCCUGAGGUUUGCAGGUGCCACUGGGGGCCAUGUGAGAGGACAGUCCUUGCCUGGGUUCGGGAGCUGGGGUCGGAAGGGCACGGACCACAGGGCUGCAGUCGGGCUUCCUUGUUUAGCAGAGGGAAGGCUUAACGCUCAGCGGGCAUCCAAACCCCAGCCCUUUCCACAGAAGAAAAGAAAGUUAUCAGUUUGUAAAAAAUGUAUCCUUGCAGCUGAUCAUCUAGUACUGCCGUUCUGUUAUAGGUCCAUACUCUAUACGUUUACUCGCUCCCCGCAGCCCGACACAGACUCUACUGAGCAUUCCCGUCCCUCUUUGGAGAAGGCUCCUGGAUACAGCCCAGCGCCACAGGGAGAGUGAGGACACGGUAGUAGCUAUGUUUUAGCUAGGCUUUUUAUUUAAAGACAAAACAAAAUUCAAAUGGACUCUUCAGAGUUAAGAUUUGGAAUCAGAGCUUUCUAAAAGGUCCCCCGAGGCGAGGCCGAUCCCUGGCCUUCCUCCAGUGGGGGUGCGGGCUGCCAAGUGUUGCCAGCUCAGGCCCGGGUGUCCACUAAGGGAGCCAGGGGCCCGGGGCAUCGCUGUCCCACAGGCCCAGCACACGCCCCACUCACAACUUAACGACUGACUGAAGGUACUGUGGAAGGUUCUAUGAACCAUGGACACCCGGGAGAGAGGACCCAUGUGAAGCGUCCUUUCCGAUUCCGUCGCAGGCCCUGGCUGGGAUGUUGCCAUGAGCAGAGCUGUUUCGCCCAAAUCUGGAGAACAAACACCCAGUGACGUGACCUUACAUCGAACCAUGAAGCUGUAGCUCCCGGUUAACUGCUUUCCUGCCUCCGCUUCCUCUUUGAAACCUGCCGCUAAAGAGAUGCUGGGCACGGAACGUUCAGCUGGAAGCAGAUGGUGGGUCAGAGGCCGGGGUGUCCGUGUAAGGUCUCUGAGCCGGAUGUAAAGCUGACGUCCUCGUUUUGUAAAUUAUUAGGCAUUAAGUAGCAGCCACAACAUCACCUUUCUAGCUUUAAGUUAUUUACAGAGCAGCUUCUCUUGGCAAAAACCUAAGUUACACUAGUAGUUUAUGCCAUAACUGCUGAUUUCUGUAUUUGCUAAAGGUACCUUUUGUAUCUGCUGUGUAUUAUAGUAAUAAAAAAAUCUUUUUGUUAGGAAAAAAAAAAAUCAACUGGU
This is a messenger RNA of Enhydra lutris kenyoni (northern sea otter), 3651 nucleotides long. RefSeq names its product ubiquitin specific peptidase 30. Gene Ontology annotation, biological process: protein deubiquitination. The record is from RefSeq and is a predicted model, not a curated record. The transcript is spliced from 13 exons. Gene Ontology annotation, cellular component: cytosol; nucleus. Lineage: Eukaryota; Metazoa; Chordata; Mammalia; Carnivora; Mustelidae. The coding region runs from base 47 to 1597 and encodes 516 amino acids. Gene Ontology annotation, molecular function: cysteine-type endopeptidase activity; cysteine-type deubiquitinase activity.